AUGUCUGCCAAGAUCACGACAGCAUUCGGCUAUGCUGUUCUCCCAGCACCUCACCAUGAAGUUACCGUCCAUAUGCCUGAAUGCUACUUCUUGUUCAGAUCUUCAGUGUCAGCAGCAGAACGUAUACGCUACGCAACAUCGACAAACCAAGAUGAUGGUGUGGGAAAGGAUCGUGUCCAACCGACCUCAAUCCAGAUUCGCGCAUUCCAAGCUAAGGAUCGCUUUGGGCCAGUGAUAUCUGCGGCAAAGAUCUGCCUGUCGUACAAGGAUUUUAAAGAGAACAAGGCAAACCCUGACACAAUCAGCUCAUCUUUCCAGCCAUGA
This is a messenger RNA of Lithohypha guttulata, 324 nucleotides long. RefSeq lists its product as uncharacterized. The coding region runs from base 1 to 324 and encodes 107 amino acids. Lineage: Eukaryota; Fungi; Ascomycota; Eurotiomycetes; Chaetothyriales; Trichomeriaceae. The transcript has 2 exons. The record is from RefSeq and is a predicted model, not a curated record.